CAAGAUUCAAGAUGAUGAGAAUAAUAAUUAUAUUUAUCUCAAACAAAUUAUCUUAUUAUAUUUAUCCCAAAAAAAAAAUCGUAAGUGCCAAAGUUCAUCUUCCGAUUUUAGCCCUGUCGUGCUCAGCCCCAAGUCCUAUCCACUUUUUUCUUUCAACUCGCAACCAAUUGGCUUUUCUCACUCUCACAGACUCAGUCCCAUUCGCCAUCUCUCACAUCUUUCCACACAUCUGACUGUGUAUCUGCUGAAAAUCAGGAGAGCUUUCCUCUACUGAAGCUGAGCAAAAAGAUGAGCAGAUUCAGGAGAUUCGAGAUCGUCGAGCACUCCCCUUUGCACUACCUCCAGCAAACUUCCCUUCUCAGGCAUGCAAGAACCCUAGCGCUGAACCCCUUCUUCCCCUCAUUCCCCAGUGUUGAGGACGAGCUCGACCUCCUGACCCUCGCCCCAGCUCCUCCCUCUUUGUUCGAUGAAUUUGACACCAUCACCGAUCUGAUCCAGAUCGACGAAACCCCGUUCCGCUCGUCCACGCGCCACCUCACGCGCCGAGUGGGGUUGGGGGAUCUGUACCUGCAGUCGCUCAGCGACCGCGUCUCGGCUCUGGAGCUGGAGCUGGGGCUUGGCCGGCUCGCGAGGGAGGAGAAAAACGUGAAGAAAAAGUACACAUGGACGGCGGAGGUGAAGAGCCCGGAGAAUGACCGGAAGUAUCAGUGGACGGCUGAGGUCAAGGGCGAGAAGGAAGGGGCGGAGAAGAGCUACAAAUUGACGGCUGAGAUCCAGAGGAAGGGAAGCUCCCGGAGCUUGCCAGUCGAGCAAAAGUACACUAUUAAGGUGUCCAGCGGCGGAAGCAGCAGUGAUUCGGAAGAGAAGGUGAAGAAGGAGAAGAAGAAGAAUAAGAAGUGUGAGAAGGUCAAGGAGAAGAGCACGAAAGGCUCCGGUGCCCGCAUUGUUGAGAUUGAAGAACCAGCCGAUCAUGGGGGGAUUGUUUUGAGGCAGGUUUUUGCCAAGAGAGUGGAUAAAAGUAGGGGUAAGAGGAAGGAGCUGUCUCCACUUGAAGCUGCGGCUCUGAUUCAGAAGAAAUUCCGGGCUUAUCUCAUCCAGAGGUCUCAGGCCCUUCGUGCACUUCGUGAGCUGGCCAUUGCUAAGACCAAGCUGAAGGAGAUUAGAGUUUUGUUCAACAACUUCUCCUACCGCCGUCGUCUGGCCCGUGAUGCUGAAGAACGCCAGAGAUUCUCUGAGAAGAUCAUUGUGUUGCUUCUGACUGUUGAUGCCAUUGAGGGUGCUGAUAUGAUGGUUCGAGCUGCAAAGAAGCCAAUGGUGGAUGAGCUGGAAGCAAUGCUGGAUGUGGUGGACCCACAGCCUCGUGGCAAAUCCCUGUCCAUGCGGAGGAGAACUUUCGACAUGCCUGAUAGUGCAAUUAACAAGGAACUUGCUGCUGGUGUUGCCCAGGUAGUUCAGUUGCUGGAUAAUGAGGCAGACUCUUCUGAGACUUUUGAAGCAUGCUUAUGAACUUAGGUUCGGAAGUUUUCGGCCCAUCUUUCACUUUUGAGGUUCUUCCUUUUUUAUGCCCUUGUUUUAGGACUGUGUACUAUCUUUCCCUGUUUGAUUUACUUCUGUUUGCUGAGCAGCUUCUGGGAUAUGUAUUCUGAAGUUUGAAGAGUUUGUUGGUUCAUCGUGCUUUUACUUAUUGUUUGUUGUCUCUUAUGGUGAACAAACAAGAAAGUGGUUUGACUUUCAAAUUUUAUCUUAAGCUUGAGUUUGAAUGUUUCAUUAUGUUGUUUUAUGGGUUUUUCAUUGUGGAUGACAAUUAUUGGUUGCUUUUGUUCUGUUUACUUUGGAGCAAUCCUUGGUUGCUUGUUCUGUUU
Molecule: messenger RNA, 1862 nt
Organism: Striga asiatica
Lineage: Eukaryota; Viridiplantae; Streptophyta; Magnoliopsida; Lamiales; Orobanchaceae
Source: the annotation of a GenBank genome assembly